AAAUGAUUAUCAAAUAUUUUCCAAGUAAAAAAAUUGCUUUACCGUUGAUUAAAAUCAGCAAAGAACCUUGUUUCCCAAAAAAUAAAAUAAAAAAUCAGUGAAGAAACAAAACACGCGCCAGAUGGGGAUCAGUUGGGGCAAAAUCAAAGUUUCAUAUGAAUUUCAAAGCUCAUAAGAUCUCAAAUCUUCCAUUCUGGUUUCUCUAAUCAGAAAAGCCAUGGUGGAAUCAAAAUUUCCAAGAAAACAUCUCCUUUUAUUAGCAUAUCAGAGUUUCGGGAUCGUCUUCGGUGACUUGAGCACUUCCCCUCUUUAUGUUUAUAAGAGUAUAUUUUCUGGGAGGUUAAUCCAUUAUUCAAAUGAGGACACUGUUUUUGGAGCUUUUUCGUUAAUUUUUUGGACUUUGACAUUUUUUUCUCUGUUUAAAUAUGCUAUUUUAAUGCUAUUUGUGGAUGACAAUGGUGAAGGGGGGAUUUUUGCUUUGUAUUCACUUCUUUGCCGGCAUGCGAAAUUUUGUAUGCUUCCUAACCAACAGGCAGCAGAUGAGGAGCUAUCUGCUUAUCAUAUUGAGGGGCAAGGUAAUCGAAGUUUGACGACUUCUCUGUCGAGGAAAUUUGUGGAGAAACGAAAGAAGAAAACUACUUUACUUCUCGUUGUUUUGCUUGGUGCUAGUAUGGUCAUUGCAAUUGGUGUCCUCACGCCUGCGAUUUCUGUCCUUUCAUCCAUUGAAGGGUUACAACUUCAAGCCAGGAAUCACGGGAUGGUGGCUCUCCUUGCCUGCAUUGUAUUGAUUGGCCUUUUUGUUCUGCAAUACUGCGGAACGCAUAGGGUUGCCUUCAUGUUUGCUCCCAUUGUGAUUGUAUGGUUACUGCUGAUUGCCAUCAUUGGGAUCUACAAUAUUAUUUACUGGAAUACAAGAGUAUACAAAGCUCUUUCUCCAUUUUAUAUUAUCAAGUUCUUCAAGGACACUGGAAAAGAUGGUUGGAUGUCUCUCGGAGGGUUGCUUUUAUGUAUAACUGGAACUGAAGUUUUACAUGCAGAACUUGGCCAGUUCUCAGCUUCAUCAUUAAGGGUUGCAUUUUCUCUUUUUGUGUACCCAUGUUUGGUGCUGCAAUACAUGGGGCAAACUGCAUUUCUUUCUAGAAAUCUUUCUGCAGUAUCCAUCAGUUUCUUUUCAUCAAUUCCAGAUUUAUUAUUCUGGCCAGUUCUUGUGAUGGCAAUUUUAGCUACAAUUGUUACCAGUCAAGCUGUAAUCUGUGCCACAUUUUCGAUUGUCAAACAAUGCCAAUCAUACGGAUGUUUCCCUCGGAUCAAGAUUGUACACAAGCCAAAUUGGCUUGAUCGCCAGAUCUACAUCCCAGAGAUAAAUUGGAUUCUUAUGAUACUCUGUCUGGCUGUCACAGUUGGCUUUCAAGACAUUAAUCGUAUAGGAAAUGCUUAUGGGAUUGCUUUCAUGACUUUGAUAUUUGUGACUACGUGUUUGAUGUCAUUGGUCAUCAAGUUUGUGUGGCAUAAGAGUGUUGCUGUUGCCCUUUCGUGCUUCUUAUUCUUUGGAACAAUCGAGAUUAUCUUUCUAUCGGCUUCUAUUAUGAGAAUUCCCAAGGGUGGGUGGGUUCCUCUUCUGCUUUCUGCGGUCUCUACAUUUAUUAUGUUUGUUUGGCAUUACGGUAGCAAGAAGAAGUAUGUAUAUGACCUCCAUAACAAAUUACCCAUGAAGUGGAUUCUCACUCUGGGUUCUGAUCUGGGUAUUAUAAGGGUUCCUGGGAUUGGCCUUAUCUACACCGAGUUAGCUAGCGGUAUCCCAUCUUCAUUUUCCCAUUUCUUAACAAACUUACCGGCAUUCUACCAGGUCAUUGUAUUUGUCUGUACUAAGGUUGUUCCUGUUCCUUAUGUUCCCCAAAAGGAACGGUACCUUAUUGGCCGGAUUGGUCCCAAAUCUUACCGGAUGUACCGCUGCAUCAUUCGAAAUGGUUACAAAGAUGUACAGGAAAAAGAAAAUGAAUAUGAUGUUGAGAAUGCACUUGUCAUGAGCAUAGCAGAGUUCAUCCAACUGGAAGCUGAAGGAUCUCAGAGUAUGGAUGGCUCAGUGGAUGGUAUGAUGGCAGUUGUGAGGACAUCUGAAAAGUUUGGAAAAAGAUUCAUAAUUUCAGAAUCUGAUCGUAAUGCAGAAAGCAGCAGUUCAAGCUCUGCAGCAACUGUGAGCAGCAGUAGGUCAGCUGCAUUGCGGAAAUUACAAUCCAUGUACGAACAAGAGUCGCCCCAACUCAGACACAGGCGGCGGAUCCACUUAAAGCUUACAGAUACUAUAUACAAGGAUUCACAGGUGAAAGACGAGCUGCAGGGGCUUCUGGAAGCAAAGCUUGCCGGAGUAGCAUAUGUGAUGGGUCACUCGCGUAUCAAGGCAAAAUGGAGUUCCCCAUUUAUGAAGAGACUUCUGAUCAAUAUCGUCUACUCAUUCUUGCGGAAAAACUGCCGUUCUCCUGCUGUGAUCUUGGAUAUUCCUCAUAUCUCAUUAAUUGAGGUUGGCAUGAACUAUACUUUAUAGAUCAAGCAGGUCUGCUUGCCAAAUAAUAGUCUAAAAGAAUAAAACACAGAAAACAAUUUUUUUCUUUCUGAUAAAUGUAAAUCAUUAAGUUGAGUCUAUUGCAGUAUUAGCAGAAAGUUAAUGUUUGGAUUUUAAAAAUGCCUAGUUUGCUACUCAUGUUAGAGGAAUUUCAUAAUUCUUUCAUAUCUUGUCAAGUAAUUCUGUAUAUAUUAAUGUCAAAAUGGGUACAAUUUUAUUCAUUUUCAAUUGAAUUGAUGCAACAAUUUCAACUCUA
This is a messenger RNA of Mercurialis annua (annual mercury), 2816 nucleotides long. Its product is annotated as potassium transporter 3. The record is from RefSeq and is a predicted model, not a curated record. Gene Ontology annotation, molecular function: potassium ion transmembrane transporter activity. Bases 218 to 2542 code for a protein of 774 amino acids. Gene Ontology annotation, biological process: potassium ion transmembrane transport. Lineage: Eukaryota; Viridiplantae; Streptophyta; Magnoliopsida; Malpighiales; Euphorbiaceae. The transcript has 9 exons. Gene Ontology annotation, cellular component: membrane.